GGAAACGGGCGGGGAGCGGCGGGCGCUCCGCCCGCGGGGUUUCUCUAUGGUGGGGAGCGGCGGGGCCGGGUGCGCAUCUGCGGUACCGGGAGCGCGGGCGGGGACUCUUCGGGAACGGAACGGUGCGGGGCCGGGCCGAGGCUGUGGGGCAGCCUGAGGCGCAGCGCCGGGCGGUGCCUGACCCCGCCGCCCCCGCGGGCAGGGGCGCGCAAUCGCUCCCCGGCCCCSAUGAAGCUGCGCGAUGCCCCGUCCGCCUGCCCGUCCCUGUGGCGCUGCCUGCCGUGCCCGCCGGCCGAGCUGCGCCUGGACCUGGUGCUCUCCUCGGGACAGAGYUUCCGGUGGUGGGAGAGCAGCCCGGGGGCCUGGACGGGUGUGCUGGGGGGGCGCGUCUGGACACUGCGGCAGGACGGGGACCAGCUCUGGUACACGGUGUACGGCGAGGAGGAUGAGCAUGAGGAGGAGCAGGAUGGGUGUCCCGCCAAAGCAGCGAAGCUGGACGGUGCAGAGACRGACCGGAUCCUGCGCGACUACUUCCAGCUGGACGUGGGGCUGUCGGCCCUGUACCGUGCCUGGGGGACGGCCGACCCCUUGUUCCGUAAGGUGGCCAGUGAAUUCCCAGGGGUGCGGGUGCUGCGGCAGGACCCCGUCGAGUGCCUCUUCUCCUUCAUCUGCACCUCCAACAACCACAUUUCCCGCAUCACUGCCAUGAUUGAGCGCCUCUGCCAAGCCUUUGGCCGCCGCCUCUGCUGCCUCGACGACCGGCCCUUCCACGCUUUCCCAUCCCUCUCGGCACUCACAGGCGCUGAUGCCGAGGCCCGGCUGCGGGCACUGGGUUUUGGGUACCGGGCCAAGUUUGUCAGCGGCAGUGCGCGGGCCAUCGCCCAGGGGCUYGGCCCCGAGGGGCUGUGCCAGCUCCGCACCGCGCCUUAUGCCGAGGCCAGGAAGGUGCUGUGUGCCCUGCCUGGUGUCGGUGCCAAGGUGGCCGACUGCGUCUGCCUCUUGUCCCUGGACAAGGCGGAGGCAGUGCCAGUGGACACCCACGUCUGGCACAUCGCACGGCAGCGCUAYGGUUUGGCAUUGGGUGGCAAGAGCCUGACCCCCCGGGCCUACCAGGAGAUCGGUGACUUCUUCCGGGAGCUGUGGGGCCCUCGUGCCGGCUGGGCGCAGGCAGUCCUGUUCUGUGCUGACCUCCGCAAAGGCCAGAAGCCAGCUGGCAGCCAACAUCAGGCCUGGGAGAACUGA
Molecule: messenger RNA, 1242 nt
Organism: Malurus melanocephalus (red-backed fairy wren)
Lineage: Eukaryota; Metazoa; Chordata; Aves; Passeriformes; Maluridae
Gene: OGG1
Product: 8-oxoguanine DNA glycosylase
Exons: 7
Coding region: 229-1242 (337 amino acids)
Biological process (GO): base-excision repair; nucleotide-excision repair; base-excision repair, AP site formation
Cellular component (GO): nucleus
Molecular function (GO): 8-oxo-7,8-dihydroguanine DNA N-glycosylase activity; damaged DNA binding
Source: RefSeq, a predicted model, not a curated record